AUGUGCAGCAUUUGCUUAGCACAAAACUCCCCGGAAGAUUUCCUUAAAGGGCACAACGAAGCUCGCGCAGAGGUUGGAGUUAAACCACUGACAUGGAACGAAUCCCUUGUAGCCUAUGCUCAGAAAUAUGCGGACUCGAAGAAAAAGGACUGCGAAUUGGAGCACUCUAUGGGGCCUUAUGGGGAGAACCUGGCAGAGGGUUAUGGCGAUUUUAGUGGCGAGGAUUCAGUGAAACUGUGGGUAGCGGAGAAACCCUUCUAUGACACGGAGUCCAAAAAGUGUGUUAAAGAUGAGUGUUUGCAUUACACUCAGGUGGUUUGGAACACCACAGAGAGUGUUGGUUGUGCCAGAAGCAAGUGUGCCAAUGGCUGGAUGUUUGUCAUCUGCAAUUAUUACCCACCAGGGAAUUACAUAGGCUUAGCACCUUACUAA
Sphenostylis stenocarpa is the source of this 432-nucleotide messenger RNA. NCBI's taxonomy places the organism in Eukaryota, Viridiplantae, Streptophyta, Magnoliopsida, Fabales, Fabaceae. The record is from the annotation of a GenBank genome assembly.